Messenger RNA from Oncorhynchus tshawytscha (Chinook salmon), 1002 nucleotides. RefSeq names its product sodium-dependent phosphate transporter 2-like. Gene Ontology annotation, cellular component: membrane. Gene Ontology annotation, molecular function: phosphate transmembrane transporter activity. The transcript has 6 exons. Gene Ontology annotation, biological process: phosphate ion transmembrane transport. Lineage: Eukaryota; Metazoa; Chordata; Actinopteri; Salmoniformes; Salmonidae. The coding region runs from base 187 to 1002 and encodes 271 amino acids. The record is from RefSeq and is a predicted model, not a curated record.
UGAACACAACCAGGAAGGGGACGAAGUCACAGCAGAGCUUCGUACGCACAGAGGAAAGGAUUUACAGCUCCUCUCCAACGAACCAACAGCUAGCUGCUUUUAGCUGAGUUGAUUAGGUUGAGUUUGGUAGGUUUCUCUCCUUGUCUUGUUUUUUUCUGUGGAUUUGGGAUUUUUGAUCGAGUCAAGAUGGUGGAUUUACAAGAGUACCUGUGGAUGGUGAUCCUGGGCUUCGUCAUAGCCUUCAUCCUGGCGUUCUCUGUGGGGGCCAACGACGUGGCCAACUCGUUCGGAACGGCGGUGGGGUCAGGGGUGGUGACGCUGAAACAGGCCUGUAUCCUGGCGUCCAUCUUUGAGACGUUGGGUUCCAUGCUGCUUGGAGCCAAGGUGGGGGAGACCAUACGGAAAGGCAUCAUAGACGUCAACCUCUACAACGAGACGGUGCCUGUUCUCAUGGCGGGGGAGGUCAGCGCCAUGGUCGGUUCAGCGAUUUGGCAACUCAUCGCCUCUUUCCUCAAAUUACCCAUCUCCGGGACGCAUUGCAUCGUGGGUUCGACCAUCGGGUUCUCCAUGGUGGCCAUUGGCACCAAGGGCGUACAGUGGAUGCAGCUGGUCAAGAUUGUUGCAUCCUGGUUCAUCUCUCCCCUCCUGUCAGGAAUGAUGUCAGGGUUCCUCUUCUUUCUUAUCAGACACUUCAUCCUUAAUCAGGAUGACCCGGUGCCCAACGGUCUCCGUGCCCUGCCAGUGUUCUACGCCUCAACGAUAGGCAUCAACGCCUUCUCCAUCCUUUACACAGGAGCACCAUUGCUAGGUCUGGAGAUGUUACCGGUGUGGGCUAUAGCUCUGAUCACGCUGGCGGGGGCUCUGGUCUGUGCUGCCGUGGUCUGGUUCGCUGUCUGCCCCUGGAUGAGGCGGAAGAUAGCAAGUAUCACACAAUGUGCCUCUCUGAAACGAAACAACCACUGCCAACCGAUGUGGUCUUUCAUCACCUCUGGCCCAAAGUAA